Messenger RNA from Leishmania braziliensis MHOM/BR/75/M2904, 1236 nucleotides. RefSeq lists its product as hypothetical. The record is from RefSeq and is a predicted model, not a curated record. The transcript has a single exon. NCBI's taxonomy places the organism in Eukaryota, Euglenozoa, Kinetoplastea, Trypanosomatida, Trypanosomatidae. Bases 1 to 1236 code for a protein of 411 amino acids. Gene Ontology annotation, cellular component: plasma membrane; cortical actin cytoskeleton; actin filament. Gene Ontology annotation, biological process: regulation of actin filament polymerization. Gene Ontology annotation, molecular function: actin filament binding.
AUGCCUAAGGUUGUAUGUGUGCGGCGCGGCUCGGAUGAGAUCGACAACGCCAUCGAACGCCUCGAUGAAGCAAAGGUGCAGUUGUUGUACUCGAAGUUUCCAGUAGGCUCGGGCACCUUCAAGCGCAACAAGUUUAUCUACGUACAGUACAUCGGCCCCAAGUGCGGCAUUGUGAAGCGUGGGCAGGGGAUCAAUGAAAUCGCCAACUUUACCACAAACAACAUCCGCGGAGUCCCCGGCUUCUCGACGACUGAGAAGGCGUCUCUUUCCUUUGAGUUUCUUGUGCGGCAGAUGCGCGACACCUUCGUCACCGAUAACGGCAACUUCUCGAUGGAGCAGAUUCGUGAGGAGUACCGCGAGCGGCUAGCAGCAGAGCAGAAAAUGAUGCACCGGGAACGAGAACAGGCGGCAGUAGUGGCCGCCACAGCAAGGCGGGCACGUCGCAACUCAGCACCAAGUGUGCGGUUGGCACCGAACCCGGUUCCACCAUCGCUGAAGGAGGAGGAGGAGCAGCGCCCGCACAGCCCUGUCGAGUUGUCAGAGAAGACAAACCGCAUAAUGGCGUCUCUACGCCAGGACAACGGCUCGAUCAACUGGGCUGUGUUCGAGUCGAAUCUGGAGACACUGACGGUGCGGGCCUACGGACGGCAGGGUAUCUUUGAGAUGGUGAAGAACCUCCCUGACGAAGCGUGGCUGUUUGGGCUCUUUCGCAUCGCCUUCUCCGACGGCAAAGUCCGUCAGCGUCGCAUCAUUUUCUUUCAGUGGAUUGGUAGUAAUUUGAAAGCAUUAGGCAGAGCUAGUCACACUGGGGUCUACCCUGCUAUGGCAAAGGCCCUCUCCCCCUUCAACUACGAGAUUUAUCUCGUUGGGCGGCAAGACCUAAAUCCACAGGCCAUCAUCGCCAAGUCAAAGAGCGCCUUCCGUACGCCGGCAGACCGGCGUGUCGGUGUAGCACAGGAUUUCUUGAUGGACAGCGCCGUCUUUACCGAGGAGAACUAUCGCCAAUCGCUCGUAGACGAGCUGGCGCACGCCGAGGCAUUUGAGGAGCGCCCAAAGAGGUCGCAUCGACAGACCAUGCCUAUCGUUCCUGACGGCAUGGAACAGAGCUUGGCUAGUCUGGCGGAAAGUAUGACGGCCGAUAGCCCGGCGGCGCAGAGCUUCUCGAUUCAGGAAACGAUCGAUCUGGUGCAGGCGAACGAGGGAGGCCUCGUGUGGGCCAUCUUUGAGGUCCAAUAG